UUCCGUUGUUGUAGGCAGCUGCAGUUUGAAAUGGCUGCCACUAACAGCUGCAAGCUUUUUGGAUUUGAUUAUUGUCAAUGGCCGACGUCCGGCGCUCGCGCCAAAUUCGAUGUUCCUGUUUCUUCGCUGGGCUACUCGCAGCCGUCUGAUCCCAAAUUCGGUUGCCGCUGGAAAUCCUUGACCCUAAGCAGGGUGAGCACUUCUUGUAGAACAAAUAAGGCAUUGCGGCAAUGUUCUAUAGUGCCAAGGAUUGCUAGUCUGUUGGAAGAUGGUUAUGAAGAUUGUCGCCAAACCGAGCCGUCCUCUGAUUCUAAUGAUUCUCAACAAGAAGCAACCAUUGAUCUGAAGCUCCCGCGAAGAAGUUUGUUGGUAACUUUUACAUGUGAUGCUUGUGGCACACGGUCAGAGAGGCUAAUAAAUCGACUAGCCUACGAGCGUGGCCUUGUCUACGUACAGUGUUCAGGAUGCUCAAGGUAUCACAAACUAGUCGACAAUCUUGGGCUCGUGACGGAGUACAACCUUCGGGAGGACAUCGAAUUGGAUGCAGGUUUGAAUGAUGUCUAGAAAAAAAAACCCUUUUGCCAUCUAAUCUAAUGUUUC
Molecule: messenger RNA, 600 nt
Organism: Andrographis paniculata
Lineage: Eukaryota; Viridiplantae; Streptophyta; Magnoliopsida; Lamiales; Acanthaceae
Exons: 4
Coding region: 31-564 (177 amino acids)
Biological process (GO): protein stabilization; protein folding; protein import into mitochondrial matrix
Cellular component (GO): mitochondrion
Molecular function (GO): zinc ion binding; protein-folding chaperone binding
Source: RefSeq, a predicted model, not a curated record